CUCGGACCCGGGGGCAUUGGCAAUUGCCCAAACGUACGUGCGCGCGGGCGGUCGUCGGUUAUGCCAAGGGGGGGGGGGUGUUUGGUUGGUGGGUGACUCGUGCAGUGCACGCUCGCGCGCGGGUCGCGGCUCGAUAGGUAGGUAGCGGAUGGCAUGGGGAGGAGCAAGGAUGGGGAACAGGUAAGCUGGUCGUGUCUCGCUCGAAGGAAGGCUCGUUCGUUGCACGCCUCUUUUUUUUCCUUCUCGGAGCUUCCACCCGCCCUUUCCCCUUGAACUCUGCAUCCGAACCCACCCCCCCGGGUCCUUCCUUGCGCAACUUGCCUCCUUCAUCUCACCAUCACACUGCCCAUCAUCGGCUUCCUCUCUCUCCUCUCCUUUCGCCGGCUUGUCUCUCUGCGCCCACGACACGGACAGCUCCCCGUCCAAAGCUCUCUCACACAAUGGCUUCGGCUACCCGCCACUUCGCCCGCGUGGCCACGCGCACCACGGCCCGCAACGCCUUCGCCGUCGCCCCCCGCCAGGCCUUCCGCCAGCAGGGCCGCCGCUGGUACUCUUCUGAGCCCGCCCAGAAGUCGUCGUCGACGUGGCUGUACCUGACGGGUGCCGCCGCCCUCGGUGGCCUCGGCUACUGGUACACCACGGCCAGCGGCGCGCCGUCGGCCGCCUCGACCAAGGUCUUCACCCCCACCAAGGACGACUACCAGAAGGUGUACAACGAGAUCGCCAACCGCCUCGAGGAGAAGGACGACUAUGACGAUGGCAGCUUCGGCCCCGUGCUGCUGCGUCUGGCCUGGCACGCCUCGGGCACGUUCGACAAGGAGACGGGCACUGGCGGCAGCAACGGCGCCACCAUGCGCUUCGCCCCCGAAUCUGACCACGGCGCCAACGCUGGUCUCAUCGCUGCUCGUGACUUCCUCGAGCCCGUCAAGGCCAAGUACCCUUGGAUCACGUACUCGGACCUCUGGAUCCUUGGCGGCGUCUGUGCCGUCCAGGAGAUGCAGGGACCCAUUAUCCCGUACCGCCCCGGCCGCUCCGACCGUGAUGUGACGGCCUGCACCCCCGAUGGCCGCCUGCCCGACGCCACGCAGGGCAGCGACCACCUCCGCAACAUCUUUUACCGCAUGGGUUUCAACGACCAGGAGAUCGUGGCUCUGUCCGGCGCUCACGCCCUGGGCCGCUGCCACACGGACCGCUCCGGCUUCGAGGGCCCGUGGACCUUCUCCCCGACCGUCCUGACCAACGACUACUACCGCCUACUCGUUGAGGAGAAGUGGCAGUGGAAGAAGUGGAACGGCCCCAAGCAGUACGAGGACAAGACCACCAAGACGCUGAUGAUGCUGCCCACCGACAUGGUCCUGGUCCAGGACAAGAAGUUCAAGCCCAUCACUGAAAAGUACGCCAAGGACAACGAGGCCUUCUUCAAGGACUUUUCGGCCGUCGUCACCAAGCUGUUCGAGCUGGGUGUUCCGUUCGCCCAGGGCUCCGAGAACCAGCGCUGGACCAUGAAGCCCACUUGGGACGAGUCCAACUAAGGUGGACCUGAGGGCGCGAGUCGUGGCUGGAUCGAGAAGCGGUGGCGGGCGGGGACGACGAGGCGCGAUAGACACCACACCCGGAGAUGGAGGCGACAUGUAGACUAGACGGAUGGGAUUCCCCAAAAAUUUCCCCCGGCACGCUCUCGUCAGCGGAGCCUUGCUUAUCGAGCCUGAUUUUGUAGCACAGGGAGACGAAUGGCCGCCGAGACUGGCGCGUCGUCGCACAGAUAGACGUCGGAUCUCUGCAGGAGAUGGCAGUUAGACGUGUAUGUACUUGAUACAAGAAGACUGAAUAUGUUUCUUGUCCCGCUCGGAGCCUGCUCAUGCCUUGGAAAACGCAGUUCCGGAAGAAAUCCUGUGGGCCACGUUCUGUGCUUUGGGCGCGGCCAGUUGUAAGAAGACC
This is a messenger RNA of Purpureocillium takamizusanense, 1938 nucleotides long. It is a transcript of the gene CCP1, whose product is annotated as Cytochrome-c peroxidase. Gene Ontology annotation, molecular function: peroxidase activity; heme binding. Lineage: Eukaryota; Fungi; Ascomycota; Sordariomycetes; Hypocreales; Ophiocordycipitaceae. Gene Ontology annotation, biological process: hydrogen peroxide catabolic process; cellular response to oxidative stress; response to reactive oxygen species. The transcript has 4 exons. Bases 441 to 1532 code for a protein of 363 amino acids. The record is from RefSeq and is a predicted model, not a curated record.